UGGAAGGGGGAAUAGGAUAAUAUAACGAGGAGUAUAAAAAGCCCGAGUUUUCCUGUUCUGGUAUCAAUGAUUAUUCUUCUUUCUUGAAUAACUCUGCAUUUUAUUUCUUCCGUAUCAGUGUCACGCGACUAAAUAAAAAUGCAAGCUGGAUUUUUAUUUGUCCUCUUCGUUGGGGUCCUAGCAAAUACUUUGACAGGUACCGAUGCCCAAAACCCAUCGUCAUGUGGCUGCUCUCAAAAUAACUAUGGUAAUAAUUGUCAAUAUUUAACUUCAAAUGAAAGAAACAGACUUCUAGAUUCAUACUUUUUCACUACUGGAAACCGACAAGUAGACUUUGGUACCGUCUGGCUAUUGGCAUUAUACGAGAAGUAUCCAGCGUACAAACAACAGUACCAAAGAUUUAAGGACAUACCAAACUAUUGUCUGCUAAAUAACAGAGAAUUCAGACAAGUAUCAUCUAAUUACACUGCUGCAUUCGACGAUCUUGUCCGUUCUGUUGUUCUAGGGGAUGUUAAUAAGGUAGAUCUUUGGAGACGUUGGCCAUGCCCCCUUGCACCAUCAGGAUACAGUCAACAGGAUAAGAACGUUGUUGAAGACGUUUUCAUCUCAGCUGUCAGUUGCAACCAGAACAACUUUGAUCAAAUUGAUGCCAAUACCUGGUCCAAAGCCUGGAGACUUAUUUGGCGCAAUUAUGUAUCAGGCGCCCGUGAAGCACGAACCAUACCACAAUAAAAUCACGAAUAAUUUAAUCAUUUUCUGGAAAAAAAAAUUACGUCAGUCGUAUAUUUAAUAUUUACAUUUUAUUUAAAAUCCGUCUACAGUAAUUAACAUAUAUAAAUUACUUCAGUGUACACAGAUGUUUUGAAUGUAAUGUAAGAGUACAGAAAAUAAAAAUUCAAUCCACAAUAACUCCAAAAA
Molecule: messenger RNA, 918 nt
Organism: Microplitis mediator
Lineage: Eukaryota; Metazoa; Arthropoda; Insecta; Hymenoptera; Braconidae
Exons: 4
Coding region: 139-732 (197 amino acids)
Molecular function (GO): oxygen binding; heme binding
Source: RefSeq, a predicted model, not a curated record